ACCCACUGGCCAACUUCCCAUGAGCCCUACCCCUGCAUCAUCACCGCGGCAGCCCGGUGCCGGCGCCCGCGCUGGCGUGGCACGGCAUGCCGCGUUCAAGGUCCACAGGGACUCCCACAGUAUACACAAGGCCACCUCGCCGCUCUCCUACUCCUUGUCCUCGAUCAACUCGUCCAUGUCGUCUUCGUCCAACGCCGUAAUCCCCAGCAGCGGCCACCACCGGCCGGCCCCGGCACUGCAGCCGCCAGCGCGGAGGCAGAUGCAGCAGCCACCGCAGCAGCAGAAGCACCAACCGGUAAUCAUCUACACGCACUCGCCUAAGGUGAUCCGCACCAACCCGCGCGACUUCAUGUCCAUCGUGCAGAAGCUGACCGGCCUCGACGGCCCCGGUCACCACGCCCGUGGUGCUGCUGGUGCUGCGCCUGCGCCCCCGGCGGGUCGCAUCAACUCGGGGUCGGUCGUCGUCCCCUCCCCGCAGGACGAGUCGUCUUCGUCUUCGUCCUCGUCCGAGAGCUGCGCCAACACCCACGCCGCAGGGCCGCCUCCCUACGCGGACACGCGGUUGAUGCCGCCGGCCCCGCCGGCCCCUUCGCUGGAUGCGCACUUCAUGGCGCCCGACAUCCCGCUGCUGUUUGCACCCGACGCCGCAGCAUCAGACCCGCAGCACCUCUGCGCGCCAAGGGGUCUCUACGGCCAGUUCCCGCAGGUGGACGCCGCGGCGAUCGGUCCAGUGAUGUCGACGAACAUGAACAGCGCUGCCACCAACGGUGGUGCCGUGUUCUCCCCGUCGAUGGUGGAGACCGUAAGAAUGUUUCCGGGCUAUAAUUAGGCAGGAUUUUUUUUUCUUUAAAAAAUCUACUCCGUGCAUGAAUCAGGCCUCAGGCGAUGAUGCAGCGAUGCAGGAGCCGUUGUUAUGCGAUGCGUGUGCAAUAACCGGAGGUUCAUUUUUGCUUGAUCUUUUUUUUCUUGUUAUGGUUGAUACCGUGAAUGUGUAGCAGUAGAGAAAUCAAAGAGAGGAAGAUGAUAGAUGAGUCAUGCUGCUCCUUGCGACAUCUCAAUACAUGUUGCGAUGGAGGUGAACCUCUAGCCGAGUUAUAUACAUGUCCUACUACUAGUUC
Messenger RNA from Zea mays, 1118 nucleotides. RefSeq lists its product as uncharacterized. The transcript has a single exon. NCBI's taxonomy places the organism in Eukaryota, Viridiplantae, Streptophyta, Magnoliopsida, Poales, Poaceae. The coding region runs from base 20 to 829 and encodes 269 amino acids. Gene Ontology annotation, cellular component: nucleus. The record is from RefSeq and is marked predicted.